Messenger RNA from Ictalurus furcatus (blue catfish), 2824 nucleotides. It is a transcript of the gene acox3, whose product is annotated as acyl-CoA oxidase 3, pristanoyl. The transcript is spliced from 18 exons. The record is from RefSeq and is a predicted model, not a curated record. Gene Ontology annotation, molecular function: fatty acid binding; pristanoyl-CoA oxidase activity; FAD binding. Lineage: Eukaryota; Metazoa; Chordata; Actinopteri; Siluriformes; Ictaluridae. Gene Ontology annotation, cellular component: peroxisome. Bases 100 to 2184 code for a protein of 694 amino acids. Gene Ontology annotation, biological process: fatty acid beta-oxidation using acyl-CoA oxidase; lipid homeostasis.
CCAGCAGGUGGCAGUGUGAAAUAUUUCUGUGAAGACAACUCUUAUCUCCAAAGAAGACGAAUAAACAGCUUUACAGCAAGUCUGGAAGGGCCCAAGAAAAUGGGUUUGUCUGAAGAAUUCCCAGAGCUUCCCAGUGGUCCUUUAGAUGUAUACAGAAAAAGGGCAUCAUUCAACUGGAAGGAAAUGCUGAGGUUCAUUGAGGGUGAGGAAAUCAUUGCUUUCAAGCAGCACAUUUUCCACACCAUAGAGAACGACCCACUCUUUGCCAGGCAGCCGGGUGAGGACAUCUCACUGGAACGGAGGAGAGAGCUCACUUUUCGCCGCUGCAAACAGCUGUUUAAGUACAACUUCCUGACCCAGGAUGAGAUGAUGCAGAAUCCAUGGAAGCUGACGGUCCUCAAUGACUGCCUGGGCAUGUACGACUGGUCAUUAGGGGCCAAGCUCUUCCUCAACAUAGGGAUGUUUGCACAUACUGUGGCUAGCUCUGGAUCUGAGAGGCACGUCAAAUUUGUGCAGGAUGCUGAAGAUAUGACGAUAUACGGAUGUUUUGCGCUGACAGAACUGAGCCAUGGCAGCAACACGAGGCUCAUGAGAACAACAGCUACAUAUGACCCCAGCAGCCAGGAGUUUGUAAUAAACUCCCCAGACGUUGAGGCAGCAAAAUUCUGGGUUGGAAACCUCGGGAAAACUGCCACCCAUGCCAUUGUGUUUGCCCAGCUUUACACGUCUGAUGGUGUCUGUCAUGGCCUGCACUCUUUUGUGGUUCAGGUUAGAGAUCCCAAAACAUUGCUGGCAAUGCCAGGAGUAAUGGUUGGAGACAUAGGAAAGAAACUGGGCCAAAAUGGACUAGACAACGGUUUUGCAGUUUUCCACAACGUGAGGAUCCCUCGGGAAAAUCUGCUCAACAGUACUGGAGAUGUGACGCCUGACGGACAAUACGUGACCCCUUUCAAGGACCCUAAUAAACGCUUUGGGGCCUCACUUGGUGCCUUGUCUGGAGGACGAGUGUCCAUAACGAGAAUGGCAGUGGUCAGUCUGAAGUUGGCUUUGACGAUCGCCGUGCGUUUCUCAGCUACACGACGCCAGUUUGGGCCUAAAGAUGAUGAAGAGAUACCAGUACUGGAGUACCAGCUACAGCAAUGGAGACUUAUACCAUAUGUGGCAGCGGUCUAUGCGCUGGACCUGUUCUCCAAAUCCUUUUACAUGAACUUUGUGGAGUUUCAAAUUGGUCUCUUGAUGAAGGACAGCAGUGACAGACAGGCUGAGCUGGGUAGAGAGAUUCAUGCCAUGUCAUGCGCCAGUAAGCCUCUGGGUGCGUGGACGGCUCAGAGGGGCAUUCAGGAAUGCCGUGAAGCCUGUGGAGGGCAUGGAUACCUGGCCAUGAACCGCCUCGGAGACAUCCGUGAUGACAAUGACCCGAACUGCACAUACGAGGGGGACAACAACGUCCUUCUGCAACAGACUAGCAGUUACCUGCUUAGCCUGCUCCAGCACCAGCAGCAAGGUAAAGGAAGGAUUGAGUCUCCUCUGGAGACAGUGUACUUCCUGGACAACUGGAAAACAAUUCUGGAAAGCAGGUUCACAGCUGCCUCAGUAGAGGAGUGCAUGGACUCAGCAGUGCCUCUGGCAGCAUAUAAGUGGCUGGUAUGUUUCUUGCUGGGAGAGAGUCAGAGGAAGCUGAGCGAGCAGAGAGCUCUGGGGAUGGGAGAGUUUGAGGCACGCAACAACAGCCAGGUGUAUUACUGUCGCUCGUUGGCGAUAGCCUACAUUGAACACACAGUUCUGCAGCGCUUCCAUGAUGUGACUAGUGAUGACCAAACUCCACCAGGUGUCAGAUCAGUUCUGAGGAGGCUGUGUGCUCUGUAUGGCCUCUGGACCCUCACCAACCAUAUGGGCAUCCUCUACCAAGGAGGCUAUUUGUCUGGAAAAGAUCCUGCUGACUUCAUGCAGAAUGCUAUCCUCAGUCUCUGUAGACAGCUCAAAGAUGAUGCUGUGGCUUUGGUUGACGUAAUCGCUCCUCCUGACUUUAUUCUGAACUCACCCAUUGGCAACGCUGAUGGUGAGCUCUAUAAGAACUUGUGGGCCGCUGUCAUUCAGGGAAAGAACGCUCUGGAACGUCCGUCUUGGUGGGCGGAGUUCUGCGCCGACAAGCCGGUAGUGGGAUCCCUCCGAGCCAAGCUCUAAUGUCCAGAGCAGGUCUGAUGGGUCCUCCUAGAAGUUCUACCUUGGCAUAAUGUCCAAACACCGGAACUAAAUGUUAAGAGGGGAAAAACCUUUCAUCACACCUCUUGUUUGUUAUGAUUAGGAAGAAUAUUGUAGGAUUAUACAUUUUACAGACCACCAAAAAGCAAUGGCAUUAGAUCUGGUUAAAAAAAAAAAUGAUGAUGCAGAUGAUGAUGAUGAUGAUGAUGAUGAUGAUGAUGAUGAUGAUAAUAAUAAUGAUAAUAAUAAUAAUGAUGCAUUGUUGUUUUGUGCCUUAAAACAAAUCCUAUAGUGAGUUUUAUGUGUUUUAAUUUAUCAUGUUGAUAAUUAUAUUAAAUUGAUGUAUAUUUAAGUAAAUUUAAGAUCUACUAUGAUCAGCUGUGAUAUUUGUGCAAUAGUGUUAGCUGUAUAAGAGACACAUUUUGUAUAACAUACCUGCUCUUAUCCGAAUGUUACAGCAGUAAAUUAUGCUAACACUUGUAUAAAAAAAAAAUUUUUUUUUUAAAUGUUAAAUCGUAAAAACAAUUACAAAAGCUUUUCAUAUUCUAUCAUUUGCAUGGUUUCUGUAAUUUACUGUACUACAAUGGCAUUUAUAUAUAAACAAAAAUUGUUUGAAAAAGCA